AUGGAUGAACCGACCAACUACGGGUCGCCGGCCAAUGCCGCGUCACCCACUAGCAAUACCCUUCUCGCGCAGCCGCCGCUCGUGCCUGAGAUAAGCAGCACCAGGCCGGAUAACUCUGAAGAUAUCCAGAUGGGGGAAGCCGUGACCAAUGAACCCAUUGUCAAGCAAGACAGCGCCACCCCGGCCCCGAUCACAGCUUCGGAUAAUCCUCUGGAUGCACCGGAUGGUCCCGCAGCCGAAACCACCAUCUCGCGCGAUGAAGAUGACGCCGAGAUUGGGAAAGAUGCAGGCGAUGAACCCGAUGCCGACGCUGCUGUCACUGGCACGGAAGCAGAAGGACAGGAGGGCAAGACAAAGGAAAGUGUUGAGGCAGCUGCCCGUGAUCAUCUCAUUUCCCAGACCCAUGCCAUAAUAUUGCCAAGUUACAGCACUUGGUUCGAUAUGAACAUGGUCCACGAGAUUGAACGUAAGGCCAUGGCCGAGUUCUUCAACAGCCGCAACCGCAGCAAGACCCCUGUCGUUUACAAAGACUACCGCGACUUCAUGAUCAAUACCUAUCGCCUGAACCCCGCGGAAUACUUGACCGUCACUGCUUGCAGACGAAACUUGGCAGGUGAUGUCUGCGCAAUCAUGCGCGUUCACGCCUUUCUCGAGCAAUGGGGCCUCAUCAACUACCAGGUGGAUGGAGAUCACCGACCCUCUAACAUUGGUCCCCCUUACACAGGCCACUUCAAGGUUAUUUGCGACACGCCCCGUGGCCUGCAAGCCUUCCAGCCUUCGGCCGACGAGGAGAUGACCAAGGGUAAGCAAAGUGUAGAUACCGACAAGAAGGCCUCGGCUGCACAAGCUGCGAAAGGAGAUUCCAAGCUAGAGGUCAGUCGAAACAUCUAUGACGGAGACGCCAAAUCAACCAACCUCAACGCCACGACCGAGGUCAAAACCAACGGGGAGACACCAACCACAAAUGGUGUGUCGGCAAACAAGGAGGCGUCGACGGGCCCCAUCACGAAGGUCAACUGCCACGCCUGUGCCGUCGACUGUACUCGUCUGUACUACCACGCUCCAACGAAGGAGGGUAGCGCCAAGGCAAAAUAUGAAAUAUGUCCCAGCUGCUUUCUUGAUGGUCACUUCCCUGGCGAUUCGAACAAGUCACAAUAUACCCGUGACGGGGACGGUGCGCUUAUCCGUCAGGACAACCCCACGUAUACAACGGUGCCAGAGAGAGAUGCUCCAUGGAGCGAUGCGGAACUCUUGCGACUACUGGAGGCUCUCGAGCGUUAUGACGAAGAAUGGACCGACAUUGCAGAGCACGUCGGCACUCGUACUCGCGAGGAAUGUGCACUUCAGUUCCUGCAACUCAGUAUCGAGGACAAGUACCUUGAAUCUGAACUCACCAUUCUUGGGGCUCAUGGUGACAAGCAAAUUCCAUACAACCAGGCCGACAACCCAGUCAUGUCUGUCGUUGGAUUUUUAGCUAGUUUGGCUGACCCAGCCACCACAGCCGCGGCUGCCCACUCUUCCGCCGACGAAAUGAAGCGUCGUCUACCAACAACGGGAGCGCGCGCUAUUGGUCUUGCCACGGAAGAGGAGCGUGAGAUGACGCGACUGGUGUCAGCGGCGGCCAACGUGACGCUGCAGAAGCUGGACCUGAAGCUUAAGUAUUUCAAUGAGAUGGAGGCUCUGCUCCAAGCCGAGCGUCGCGAGCUUGAGAGAGGCCGACAGCAGUUAUUCCUUGACCGACUCGCAUUCAAGCGAAGGGUCAGAGAGGUCCAGCAGUCGUUCAAGACAGCGGCGGCCACGGGUACCGACCAGGGACUUCGACUGGGAGAUGAUAUAUUGAUGGGCAAUGGUAGGCUUACGGUACAAUCAGUUCCAGGAGCCGAUACUGUGCAGCCAUUGAGCAGUGGGGGCAAGGUGCAGAGCCUGGAGAUUUGA
Messenger RNA from Verticillium alfalfae VaMs.102, 1935 nucleotides. RefSeq names its product transcription regulatory protein SWI3. The record is from RefSeq and is a predicted model, not a curated record. Gene Ontology annotation, molecular function: DNA binding; histone binding. The coding region runs from base 1 to 1935 and encodes 644 amino acids. Lineage: Eukaryota; Fungi; Ascomycota; Sordariomycetes; Glomerellales; Plectosphaerellaceae. The transcript has 4 exons. Gene Ontology annotation, cellular component: SWI/SNF complex. Gene Ontology annotation, biological process: positive regulation of DNA-templated transcription.